CCAAGGGCAGAACUUCUCCACGUUUACAAGCUGUUUGCAGCAGCACCAUGAGCACCAACCCGUCCCCCGCUGCAUCCGAGCAGCUCUGCUACCAGAACGUGACCGGAUCCUGCGCGAAAGCCCCCUACUCGCCCGGACCCCGGCUCAUUCUCUACACACUGUUCAGCUUGGGGGCUGUGCUGGCCGCUUUUGGAAACCUCCUGGUGGUGAUUUCAAUCCUGCAUUUCAAGCAGCUGCACUCGCCAACCAAUUUUCUCAUCGCCUCUCUGGCCUGUGCUGACUUUCUGGUGGGGGUGACCGUCAUGCCCUUCAGCAUGGUCAGGUCUGUGGAGGGCUGCUGGUACUUUGGGCCGAGUUUCUGUACCUUCCACACGUGCUGUGAUGUGGCAUUUUGUUACUCUUCCCUCUUCCACUUGUGCUUCAUCUCCAUCGACAGGUACGUCGCUGUUACCGAGCCUCUGGUCUAUCCUACCAAGUUCACGGUGUCCGUGUCGGGGACAUGCAUCGGCAUCUCCUGGAUCCUGCCCCUUGUAUACAGUGGUGCCGUGUUCUUCACAGGUGUUCAUGAUGACGGGCUGGAGGAAUUAGUAAGUGCCCUCAGCUGCGUAGGCGGUUGUCGGCCACUUAUAAAUCAGUUUUGGAUUUUGAUAGAUUUGCUAUUAUUUUUCACACCUACUUUUGUAAUGAUGAUGCUGUACAGUAACAUUUUUCUUGUGGCUGGAAAACAGGCUAUAAAGAUUGAAAACAUUAGUAGCAAAACAGAAGCAUCAGGGACAUACAAAACCAGUAAGAGAGAGAGAAAAGCAGCUAAAACCCUGGGUAUCACGGUGGUAGCAUUUUUGAUCUCCUGGUUACCGUACAUGAUUGAUUCAUUCAUUGAUUCUUUUGGGGGGUUUAUAACACCUUCUUAUGUCUAUGAGAUACUUUGCUGGUUCGCUUAUUAUAACUCUGCGGUAAAUCCUUUGAUCUAUGCUUUGUUUUACCCUUGGUUUAGGAGAGCAGUAAAACUCAUUAUAAGUGGUCAAGUAUUAAAAGACAGUUCCUCAACCAUAAGCCUGUUUUCUUAAUGAUCCUAAAUUUCAAAUCGAGGAAUCUGUUGCUCUAGUGCGAAAUUCCCCAGAACUGUGGCAUGAAUCACGCUGUAUGAAGAUGACCCAUCAAACUGCAGAGGAGAAAUAAUGCCACAGUUUCA
Messenger RNA from Panthera uncia (snow leopard), 1192 nucleotides. RefSeq names its product trace amine-associated receptor 6-like. Gene Ontology annotation, molecular function: trace-amine receptor activity. Gene Ontology annotation, cellular component: membrane. Gene Ontology annotation, biological process: G protein-coupled receptor signaling pathway. The record is from RefSeq and is a predicted model, not a curated record. Lineage: Eukaryota; Metazoa; Chordata; Mammalia; Carnivora; Felidae.